Trifolium pratense (red clover) is the source of this 950-nucleotide messenger RNA. RefSeq names its product BURP domain protein RD22-like. The coding region runs from base 25 to 885 and encodes 286 amino acids. The record is from RefSeq and is a predicted model, not a curated record. Lineage: Eukaryota; Viridiplantae; Streptophyta; Magnoliopsida; Fabales; Fabaceae. The transcript has 3 exons.
UUCCAUCUUGCUUUCAUUUCCACUAUGGAGUUUCCUUACCUAUCCAUCUUUAUUUUACUCAAUCUUGUACUUGUAACCCAUGCUCAUGCUGACUUUCCCUGUGAAUUGUACUGGAAUUUCAAACUUCCCACAACUCAAAUGCCAAAAGCCAUUACUGAUCUCCUUUACCCAGCUGCAGGUAAUGGAAAAGUAAAUGAUGAUAUAGGAGCUGAAGUCAGUGAAACACAAUUACAUGAUAAUGAAACUAUGGGCUUGUUCUUUUUGGAAAAGGACUUACAUCAUGGUACAAAAAUGAACAUGAAAUUCAAAAAGAACUCAAAUUAUGGAAAAACUUUCUUGCCUCAAGAAGUUGCUAAGUCCAAUAUUCCCUUUUCAUCAAACAAAUUAGUGGAAAACAUCCUUAACAUGUUUUCAAUCAAGCAUGGAUCAAAAGAGUCUGAAAUUGUGAAAAACACAAUUAGUAUAUGUGAGGAAAAAACUUGUGUAACAUCAUUAGAAUCAAUGGUUGAUUUCGCUACUUCGAAACUCGGAAAAAAUGUUGAAGCUAUUUCAAUAGAAGUGAAUAAAGAAAGUAUUGAGUUACAAGAAUAUGUAAUAGCAAAAGGAGUGAAAAAAUUGGGAGAGGAUAACAAAGUUGUUGUGUGUCACAAAGUGAAUUAUACUUAUGCUGUGUUUUAUUGUCACAAAAUAGAUGGAACUAAAGUUUACAAUGUUCCUUUGGAAGGUGUUGAUGGAAACAUGGUUAAAGUUGUUGCUAUGUGUCACAAUGAUACAUCUCAAUGGAACCCUAAACAUAUUUCUUUCCAAGUACUCAAAGUUCAACCUGGAUUUGGUCCAAUUUGCCACUUUGUCACACAGGAACAUGUUGUUUGGGUUUCUAAGUAAAAAUACCAUUUUGAUCCAUAAUAUUACAUUACACACAUAUAUCUUUGAAUAAUAACAGGUAUAUU